AUGGCGGAGUUGUGACUGUUUUGAAUUUAACUAAAUAAUAAUAAUAAUAAUAAUAUAAAACAUAUUUGUAUCCAAAGAUAGUUGAUAAUUAAUUAAUUAAUUAAAUUGGAGAUUGUUGACUAACUGUAAAGCUUGUCGUUUGGAUGUAAAACCUUCCUAAAAAAGUUGAAACAUGGAUGAAACAGAAGCAAGAUACAUGCAUCUCCUCCAGCCCAUCAGGGACAUGACAAAAAACUGGGAGGUUGAUGUGGCUGCGCAGCUUGGGGAAUAUAUGCAUGAGUUAGAUCAGAUCUGUAUUUCUUUCGAUGGAGGUAAAACAACCAUGAACUUUGCAGAGGCUGCCCUACUUAUCCAAGGAUCAGCCUGUAUUUACAGCAAAAAGGUGGAAUACCUUUAUUCCCUGGUCUAUCAAGCACUGGACUUCAUCUCCAAUAAAAAGCGAGACAAGCAACCAGCAUCUGUUGGAGUGGAUGGUGUUGAUAAAGAUGCAACCUUUGCACAUAGAAAUGAAGAAGAGGAGUUUCUUUCACUGGAUGACAUUAAUAGCACCAACAAAUCAAACAUGGACAUGAGGAAAAAUAAUUCUCCCAAUGUUGUGGACAUAGUUCCAUUGACUCCCGUGGGUUUAGUGCCCCCUGAAGAAGCAGAGAAAAAGGAUAACCCACUUUACAGCCGGAAAGGUGAAAUCCUUGCAAGCUGUAAGGAUUUCAGGAUGAACACUUACACACCCCACGCCAAUGGGGCCUUUGUGCUGGACCUGGCAGGAGUGUCUCCUACAAGGGAGUUUUUAAGGGAGGGGAAUGCUUCAGUAUUGGACGUCGGCCCAAGUGAUGAAAAUGGAAACCUACGAGCAGGGACCAGCAAUAAUGAGGCACCACUACCGAUUCUCAACUUUUCAGACCCAGGCGGUGCUGGAGAUAAUGACUGCGAUGAUGGUGAUGCUGGCGAUGCAUUUCUUCAGCUUACAGCGUGCAAUGGGAUGGAGGUAGACCCAUCUCCUUCAGAGCAUGUUGAGAGACGCCAGGCUGUAAAUGACAGAUAUAUGCUGAGAGAACGAGCUCUUGCACCAGCUGAGACUGAGAAAGCAAAGGAAUUCCUGGAUCCAUGGAGAAGUCUUGAUCCUUUUAGUAAUUCUGAAGACAAGCCCUUUAAAAAAGGCAAGCAUUUUACAAUCCCUCGAUGUGUUGAAGAAACAACUGGAAACAGUAGGAAAAGAAAAGGCCCCACAAAGCUACAGGACUUUAGGAAAUGGUUCUCAGGGACAUAUUAUGAAGGUGCUGAUGUCAAGGGUAAGAAAAAAGGGCCGACAUUUGCAGACAUGGAGGUGCUGUAUUGGAAGCACAUGAAAGAGAGGCUUGUUGCACAGAAGAAGAUACAAAAGAAAAUGGGGAUAUUAUUUUCUAAUGAGAUUGCUGAGCACCACAAUAAAGAUUUGGAAAAUGCAGAGGAACAAAAUGAAGUUGAGGAUAACCGACAUGAUGAUUACCUUGAUAAUGAUGGAGGAGAUGAUUUCUCGGAUCAUGAAAACUUGGCACAAGACUUCCCUGUAGAAAUAUUGGACGAGGAGAGACUGGCAGCUACUGAGCCCCAGGAGGAAAGGCCGAGUUACGAGGAUCUGGUCCGUAGAAAUGUGGAUCUGUUUAUUGCUAACUCCCAGAAGUAUGCACGAGAGACAGUGCUAUCUAUCAGAGUGAGAGACUGGGAAGACAAGAUGGGCCCACAGCUAACUGAACAGGAAGAAAGAGUAGCCUUUGACAUCCAUGACUACGGGGACAAGAUUGUGGAUGCUUUCAGCCAAGUGGGAGAGAGGCGCACGUUUGCUAGCAUUGUGAGGGGGAAGGAAGCAUUUGAAGUGUGCCGCUACAAGCUAGCAUCUUUGCAACUGGCGAACGACUGCACAGUGAAGAUAGAUAAAAAACCAGGACUAUAUGAAUCUAUUGAUUCCAUGGAACUAACCCUGCUAAGCAAACAGCGAGCACAUGAAAGAUUUCAAACAUAUGCUGCUCCUUCCCUUACUGAUUUCUGAUCCCAGUGAAACCAUGGACACAUUGGUGUUUAUUGGAUUUAAGUUUUUAGGAAAUGCAUUGAGAAGUCAAUAAACUGAAGCCUCUAAGUUUCUCAAAAAAAUAUGGACAUGGAACCAGGUAAAUCCUCCCACAUGAAAGCUGACUGUUUGCAGUGUCACAAGAUCUGAACAAAGGGGGGUCCCCACAAGUUUUGAGGAUUUUUCUAAAACCAUAUUUAAAAUAUGAUUAUGGGUCUUUUCAGCUGUGUGCUAAUUAGAUUUGGGGGAAUGUACAUACACCCUAAAUGCAAAGCAAGUAACUAAACAUACACUUGCAUUUCCUAUACCUCAGACUUUUAAUAUAUGUUUUCAAGGUCUUUGUAUUUUAUGAAUGCACAUUUAUACAAAGCAAAAAAAUAAAAAAAAUGAAAUGCUGAGUCUUGAAUAUU
Polyodon spathula (Mississippi paddlefish) is the source of this 2454-nucleotide messenger RNA. It is a transcript of the gene ncaph2, whose product is annotated as non-SMC condensin II complex, subunit H2. Bases 173 to 2026 code for a protein of 617 amino acids. Gene Ontology annotation, biological process: mitotic sister chromatid separation; meiotic chromosome condensation. NCBI's taxonomy places the organism in Eukaryota, Metazoa, Chordata, Actinopteri, Acipenseriformes, Polyodontidae. The record is from RefSeq and is a predicted model, not a curated record. The transcript is spliced from 21 exons. Gene Ontology annotation, molecular function: chromatin binding. Gene Ontology annotation, cellular component: nucleus; condensin complex.